CAACUUUACAGCCGUAGAAGAAGAAAAACGCCGCUCAGUUUUGCAAGUGGAAUCAUGGACUAGUCUAUUUGCGCUCAUUAUCAACUGAUAUCUUCUUUUAAAUUGGGAUUUGGUCAUCAUGCUUUCUACUCUUUGAAGAAAGGCCAUCACGAACAUGGAUUUCUCUGCACCGGCGGAGGAAACACCUGUCGCCAGCGAAAUGACGACCAGCGAAAAGGUUGUGGACCUUCUCAACAAUGCUGCCAUCACACCAUCAGAUGAGAAGCUGGAUGUGCUCAAACAGGUUCAAGAGCUCAUCAUCAAUAAGGAUCCCUCUCUUCUUGACAAUUUCCUUGAUGAGAUGAUCGCCUUCCAGACUGAUAAGUCGAUUGAAGUGAGGAAGUUUGUCAUCGGUUUCAUUGAGGAAGCUUGCAAAAGGGACAACGAGCUUCUCCUGAGACUGAUUGCCAACCUGAACAUGCUGCUGAAGGAUGAAAGUGUCAAUGUGGUGAAGAAAGCCAUCCUCACUCUCACCCAGCUGUACAAAGUUACUCUCCAGUGGUUGGUGCAGUCCAAAGCUGUGUCCGAGAUGCAGGAAGCCUGCUGGGACAUGGUGACACAGAUGAAAGAGGAUGUUCUUGUGUUGCUGGACUCUGAAAACGAUGGUGUGCGGACUCAUGCCACCAAGUUCACAGAGUCACUGAUCAUCACCCUGUCACCUCGAACUUCACUGUCAGACGUCCCAAAGAGGCAAGAGGGCGACAUCAGUCUGGACAAAGUGCCCAAAGACCAUCCUUAUAUUCACUACGAUGCGUUGUGUGAGGAGGGAAAAGCAGCCCUGGACAAGCUGCUGAAGUUCAUGAUCCACCCAGCUAUCUCCAGCAUCAACCUGACCACAGGUUUGGGCGCUCUGGCCACAAUUGCCCGUCAGAGGCCGAUGUUCAUGUCAAAGGUCAUUCAGUCAUAUGAGACAUUACAUGCCAAUCUGCCACCGACGCUGGCCAAGUCUCAGGUCAGCAGCGUGCGAAAGAAUCUGAAACUGCACUUGGUGGCGGUGCUCAAGCAUCCCUGCAGCGUGGACUUCCACAGCCAAAUCUCCACUCUGCUGCUGGAUCUGGGAAUGCCGCAGAGCGAGAUUACACGAGCCACACCUGCAGUGCGGGAGCCACGCAAGCGACCUCGCGCUGAGCAGUACACAGAGAGCAAAAAAGUCAAGAUGGAGACAAAUCUCAUGGAGGACGACGACGACAAAGAAGAGCCUGCUCCACUCACUGCACCCAAGCCAGCAGCUGUUCCUCCCGCCCAGUCCGCCAUUGACCUCACAGCCGAGUUUUUACGUCCUUUGUUGAAUCCUGAUAAUGUAGCCAACCUGGUCCUCAUCAGCAUGGUGUAUCUCCCAGAUGUCAUGCCUGCAUCCUUUCAGGCCACAUACACUCCUGUGGAAUCAGCAGGCACUGACGCUCAGAUCAAACAUUUGGCCAGACUCAUGGCCACCCAGAUGACGGCCGCUGGCAUCGGCCCUGGCCUUGAGCAGUGCAAGACCAGACCUGAGGUCAAAGAAGAGGAUGCUGGAAAGCGCAAGCUUCCGCUAGGCCAGGCCAUUUCUGUAGUGGGAGUCUAUGAGAUGCCUGCUGCUCCUGCCGUCACAAAGAAGCUUCCUGAGCCCAUCCUGCCCUCCGCCCAGACCAAAUUGUCUGGUGCGAGCGGGAGGAAGAAAGUGUUUAGACUCGCUGAUGUUAUUCAGCCAUUUCCGGUUGCACAGUUAGAAGAAAUUACAUCCAAAACAGUUAAACGCAUCCUACAUUCCGAAAAGGCUAUUGCACAGACCGGGAUGUCACAUGUCCGCAUCAAGCUGCUGUCCCGGUUGGUGACGCAGUUCAACGGCGCGAUGAAGGAUGAGCUGAUGGCGUACGUGCUGGAGGAUGUCAGGACGAGGAGCGACCUGGCGUUUUCCCUCCUCUAUCAGGAGUACAACACUUAUCUCAGCCAGUUUCCAACUGGGCUGCUGGAUAGUUAUGACCACUGUCUCUAUACUCUGCUCUCCGGUCUGCAGGAGAAACCUGAGCAGAGAGACGGCCUCUUUACCAAAUUGGUACUAGAUGCUCCAAUCAUUACAGACACAGCACUCGAAGUAAUACGGCGCUACUGUGAAGACGAGUCACGCGUGCACUUGGGAAUGAGCACACUCGCAGAGCUCAUCAUCAAGCGGCCGUCCCGGCAGUUCCAGUACCUGCACGUCCUGCUUGACCUCAGCUCCCAUGAAGUGGAGAAGGUGCGAACUGGUGCUCUGACCUUUUUGAAAGAGUUGUACCAGAGAGACCAGCUCAGGGACUACAUCGAGAAGUUUGCUCUGAACUACAUGCAGCUCCUUGUCCAUCUCAACCCUCCCUCGCUGCUGUUUGGGGCCGACAAAGACACAGAAGUUGCAGCUCCCUGGACCGAAGACACAGUGAGACAGUGUCUGUUCCUCUACCUGUCUCUGCUUCCCUUGAACCACAAGCUGGUCCACGAGCUGGCCGCCGUCUACACUGAAGCCAUCGCUGACAUCAAGCGCAACGUGCUCAGAGCGAUUGAACUGCCUAUCAGAGCAAUGGGGAUGAACUCCCCUGAGCUACUUCUGCUAGUUGAGAACUGCCCUAAAGGCGCCGAGACCCUGGUGACCCGCUGCCUCCACAUGCUGACGGACAAAGUGCCUCCGUCUCCUGAGUUGGUGGAAAGAGUACGAGAUCUCUACCACAAGCGAGUGCCAGAUGUCCGCUUCCUAAUUCCAGUCAUCAAUGGUCUGGAGAAGCAUGAGGUCAUCCAAGCCCUUCCCAAGUUGAUCAAACUGAACCCUGUGGUGGUGAAAGAAGUCUUCAAUCGCCUUUUGGGGACUCAGCACAGUGAGGGGAGUUCAUCCGUGUCACCGCUUACACCGGGAGACCUGUUGGUCGCGCUACACAACAUCGACUCAACUAAAUGUGAUAUGAAGUCCAUUAUUAAAGCCACCAAUCUGUGUUUCGGGGAGAAGAACGUCUACACGUCUGAGGUUUUGGCGGUGGUGAUGCAGCAGCUGAUGGAGCAGAACCACCUUCCAAUGCUGCUCAUGCGAACAGUCAUCCAGUCCCUGACCAUGUAUCCACGACUGUGUCCGUUCGUCAUGAACGUCCUGUCCCGUCUCAUCACCAAACAGGUGUGGAAGUAUCCCAAAGUGUGGGAAGGUUUCGUCAAGUGCUGCCAGAGGACCAAGCCGCAGUCCUUCAGCGUUCUCCUGCAGCUGCCCGCCGCACAGCUGGAGAGCAUUUUUGAACGCAACCCAGAAAUGAGGGAGCCUCUCCUCUUCCACGUCCGCUCCUUCAUGCCAAACCAGCAAGCUCACAUACCUGCCUCCAUCAUGGCCGUCCUGGAAGCCAACAGGAAGGCCGAGCCGCCGCACGAGGAGCCAAUGGACAUAAAAGAGGAAGAAGCAGUCGCGGUUCCUGACUCUCCAGUCCGGGGAGGGACGCCCACUCUAGAGGAGCAGGUCACGGGUCUUGCAGACGAGGUGGAACCCAUGGAGCUGCAACAGUCCAACCCCAUUAGACUAGAGGAAGCUGCAGCCCCAGCACCACAAAUGGAGGUGACACACACAGAGGAAGUUCUGUCGCCUGAAGCAGAGCAGAAGGAGAGUCCUCCACAGGAGCUGCAACCUGAACCUACAGAAGAACCUCCACACCCGGAGGAACCAGACAAGGAGGACGAUGGCACUGCUGCCGAGCCUGUAGCUGUGAGUGGCAGCGAGGAAAUGGAGUAAGUCCAGCAAAAAGAAAACCUGGAGCGUCUCUGUGUGAUGUGGAUGAAUAAAUGGAG
This is a messenger RNA of Synchiropus splendidus (mandarinfish), 3807 nucleotides long. RefSeq names its product symplekin (gene sympk). Lineage: Eukaryota; Metazoa; Chordata; Actinopteri; Syngnathiformes; Callionymidae. The transcript has 27 exons. The record is from RefSeq and is a predicted model, not a curated record. Bases 155 to 3751 code for a protein of 1198 amino acids. Gene Ontology annotation, cellular component: mRNA cleavage and polyadenylation specificity factor complex.